Messenger RNA from Corapipo altera (White-ruffed manakin), 1162 nucleotides. RefSeq names its product LYR motif containing 7 (gene LYRM7). Gene Ontology annotation, biological process: mitochondrial respiratory chain complex III assembly. The record is from RefSeq and is a predicted model, not a curated record. The transcript is spliced from 5 exons. NCBI's taxonomy places the organism in Eukaryota, Metazoa, Chordata, Aves, Passeriformes, Pipridae. Bases 16 to 624 code for a protein of 202 amino acids.
AAGGGGCAGAAACUGAUGCGCGGCGAGCUCGACCUGAAGAUGAGGAAGAACACCUUCACUGCGCGUGUGAGCGAGCACUGGAACCGACGGCCCACAGAGGGGUGGUGGAGUCUCCCUCACAGGAGAUAUCCAACAACCGCACGGGCGGCAGCAGCACCCGGCACGGCACGUCCGGGAUCGUCCCCUCCAGGAUCGGUCCUCCCGGAUCGUCACUUCCCAGCAUCGUCACUUCUUCCCCGCUCCGUCACUUCCCCGCUCCCUUCCCGGGCCGGGUCCGGCCCGUCCCCGCGGACGGCGGCCGCCAUGGGGAGCCGCGGGCAGGUUUUGAAGCUUUUUAAGUUGCUACACCGAACACGGCAAGAAGUUUUUAAAAAUGAUACCAGAGCCCUUGAAGCUGCAAGACAAAAGAUAAAUGAAGAAUUCAGAAAUAACAAAGAUGAGACAUCUGAGGAGAAGAUAAAUGAGCUUCUGAAAAUAGCUACAGAUGUUGAAUUGAUUCUCAGAACUUCCGUUAUUCAGGCAGUUCAUACAGAUUCUGACAAAAUAGUGCUCAUACCCAGGAAAGAUCUUCUACAAGACAACACUCCUUACUUAGAUAAACCAACAAAAAAGCAAGAAUCCUGAGGAAAAUAUGUCCCUCUCCCCAGAAAGUUAAUAUCCUGUAAUGACAUCUCUGAAAACCAACCAACAGUGUAUCCUUGUUUUAAAGCUAAAUUUUGGAAACAGUUAAAUAUUGUUACCAAGACAACAGAGACUGAAGUCAACUCAUCGUUUUUAUUGAGUGCUGUGAUAUCAUCAUGCACAUCUUCUGUGGGAUAUACUAAUAUUUCUACAGGACUUAAAAGUACACUGCUGAAUUGUGUUACUUCAGCCAGAAAGGUUUCUGAUCAGACAGAGAUUGUUUCCCAGCAAUCCAGAGUUUGUCAAAGCUAAAUAAAAAUUAAAUGCUGUUCUUAGUCCUGAUAGUAUUUAUUUGUAAGUUUCUUGUUAAUCAUAGGCUGCUGUGAAGUAAUGAAAAAACAUCUUGUGGCACUUGCCAUAAAAUUUAUGCUUUGCACCAAAAGCAGGAUUUCUGAAGUGGUCAUUAAUUGUACAUUAAUAUGCUGAGAUUCUUGAGAGAGUUCUUAAGGGUUAUCUGAAUAAAUUAUUUUUAUUUUACAGA